AUGCCUCCUCCAUCUCCUCCAAUUUGUGAGGAACAACCUCAUUUAGAACCUCAGAGAGUUGAGUCUGAAAAUGUAAUAGUCGAUUCUCAAAGACAAGAAUUUGAUACUAAUUCUCUUGAGCGUGAUCCGGGAUUACGUCCUCAAAUUGACACAUUUCUACCCAAUGAACGUGAUAAUGUUCGAAGAGCAUAUAUUAUGUUAGGUCCAUGUCAACCAAAAUUAGAUGAAUAUCCAUCACACUUCGAAGGGAAUCAAAUGCGUCGAUUUAAUGGUAGUUGGUAUAAGCAAUUCCCUUGGCUUGAGUAUUCGGUUCAUUAUGAUAAAGCAUUUUGCUUUCCAUGCUUUCUUUUUAAUAUUGAUCGCUCACAUAAGGCAUUCACUCAAGAUGGGUUUAGAAGUUGGAAACGAAUUGGUGGAAAAGAUUGUGUUUUCCAUACUCAUGUAGGCAUUAUAAAUUCACCACAUCAUUUUGCUAUGCAAAAGUGGAUGGAUUUAAAAAACCCGAGUCACCAUAUUGACAAAGUAGUUCAACCCCCACAUGAAGUUACAAAAAAUCGGUUGAGGCUUACAACCACAAUAGAGGGCAUUAGAUAUCUAGCAAAUCAAGGAAUGACUUUUAGAGGUGACGAUGAAUCUUGUGACUCAUUUAAUCGUGGUAAUUUCAUUGAGUUGAUAAAAGCUUUUGCAAGAAUGAACGAAGAAGUUGAAAAAGUUGUGUUAAAGAAUGCUCCCUUCAAUGCCCAAUAUAUUUCACAUAAGAUACAAAAGGAGAUCCUAAAUAUCUUUGCUAACAAAGUGAGGAAGAUGAUACGCGAUGAAAUUGGGGAAGAUGGGAAUUUUUGUAUUCUCAUUGAUGAAGCACUUGACGACUCUAAGAAGGAACAAAUGGCUAUUAUCCUAAGGUUUGUGGGUCGUGAUGGGCAUAUUCGAGAAAGGUUUUUUGAUAUUGUGAGUGUUCAUGACACUAACUCCUUAACUCUUAAAACUGAUAUUUGUAAAGUGCUUGGUAAGCAUAGUCUUUUAGUGAGUAAUAUGCGUGAUCAAGGAUAUGAUGGUGCUAGCAAUAUGCGUGGUCAAUGGAGUGGCUUACAAGCAUUAUUUCUUAAUGAUUGUCCAUAUGCAUAUUAUAUACAUUGCUUUGCUCAUCGCCUCCAAUUAGCUUUAAAUGUUGCAGCUAAAGAGAUAGGACUUGUUUGGAGAUUUUUUUCAAUGUUAAAUAAUAUUGUGAACUUUGUUUGUGCUUCUGCCGAACGCCAUUCUGAGUUAAAAUUAAGUCGUCAAGAUGAAAUUGAAGACUUACUGGCAGCUGGAAGACUUGGAACAGGUAAAGGGGCUAACCAAAUUCGUUGUUUGCAACGACCUGGAAGUACUCGUUGGGGCUCACAUUUUAGAUCUAUUAGGAGUUUGAUUGAUUUAUUUGGUGCCACCAAGACACUUCUUAAUGAUAUCAGUCAUCAUGGUCCUACCUCACAAUUUCGUGGGGAAGCAGAAGGUAUGAAAAUUUCUAUGUUAUCUUUUGACUUUGCUUUUGCCUUGAAUUUGUUGGACAAAACAAUGAGAUUCACUGAUUUUCUUUGUCAAGAACUUCAAAGAAAAUCUCAAAACAUUGUGAGUGCUUUGAAUUUGGUUGCAAGUACAAAAAUGGAGCUUGUUGAAUUGAGAAAUAAUGGUUGGGAUGAUUUUAUACAUAGUGUGCAAUCAUUUUGUGAAACACAUGACAUUUGUAUGCCUGAUAUGGGUGCCCAUCAUACAAUGGGCACUCGUCGUUCUUGUCAACAAAAGGAUUGCAUAACAUUUGAGCAUUAUUAUCAUAUUGAUGUAUUUAAUGAGGUAAUAGAUUAUCAAUUGGGGGAGUUAAAUACUCAAUUUCCAGAUGGAACUGUGGAACUCCUUUGUCUUAGCUCAGCAUUGGAUCCUUGUGAUGCUUUCAAGCGAUUUAACAUUGGUGAUAUAUGCACUCUUGCUGAAAAAUUUUAUCCUCAAGAUUUCAGUACAACUGAGUUGCAAGCUUUACAUCAACAAUUGGGAUUUUAUAAGAUUGAUAUGGGUCGCAUUCCAGCCUUCAAGAAUCUUGAUUCCAUUCCUAUAUUACUUCAAUGCUUAAGUGAAACAGGAUUAGCACAAACAUAUUACUUAAUUGAUAGAUUGAUUCGUUUG
Molecule: messenger RNA, 2157 nt
Organism: Prunus avium (sweet cherry)
Lineage: Eukaryota; Viridiplantae; Streptophyta; Magnoliopsida; Rosales; Rosaceae
Source: RefSeq, a predicted model, not a curated record